Molecule: messenger RNA, 1147 nt
Organism: Meloidogyne enterolobii
Lineage: Eukaryota; Metazoa; Nematoda; Chromadorea; Rhabditida; Meloidogynidae
Source: the annotation of a GenBank genome assembly
GGAGAAGCAAUCCGGUUGCCUGGUUUCACGCCCGAGUAUAUGUAUAAAAGGAUAAAAUUUUCGGUGAUAGUUACCACUCAACUCUCUUCACAACAGCGCUCAUCAUCCUUCUCUACAAUCAACAGUGCCUGCUGCUCGUCGACCAUUUUACGACCAACAGUGCCGUUCGUUCUUCGCAUUCAGUGCUCUGCUCGUCGACAACUUCGUUGCAAUGUCAGUCCGUCCCAGGGAAGGCGAUCUGAAUGUCCGCGCAGGCUUCAUCUUCGAGUCGGAGAGGUACAACUACAAGCUGGAGGAGCUGAUUGGCGAUGGUGGUUAUGGACAAGUGUAUGAGGCCGACGCCAUCUCAAAGGGAAAAAAGCAGGACACAAAGCGACUCGCGGUCAAGCUGGAGCGACGUUCAGGAGCAACCGACAUCGAGGCCCGCGUGCUCGAAACAGCAAAGGAUAAGAACUGCCGCCACAUUCCAAAGAUUUUUGACAAUGGGGUCAUUCAAAGUCGAGGCUGCUCAUUCAUUGCGAUGGAGCUUAAGGGACGCGACCUGUACAGACUGCGGAAGGACCGGAACAAUGGCAGUUUCACACUCGGGACAGCAGUGCGUGUUGCUCUUGUCACUCUUGAGGCCAUCAGGGAACUCCAUGAAGUAUGCGGCUUCAUUUCAAGGGAUAUCAAGGCGGGGAAUUUUGUCACAGGACAAACGACAAGCGACGAUAUACGCAACAUCUAUCUGAUUGACUUCGGCCUCUGUCGGAGGUACAAGGACGCGAAUAACAACAUCAUCGCAGCCAGACAGGAUGUUGGAUGGAGAGGGACGACUCGAUAUGGCUCGCGGAGUGCUCAUCAACACCAGGACUUGGCGCGGAGGGAUGACGUCGAGAGCUGGUUCUACAUGAUCGUUGAGAUGACAAAGGGAUCACUCCCAUGGUCAGCGGAGAGAGAUCGGGCCGCAGUCUACAACGCAAAACUGGCAGCACUCAGCAACCUGGACGACUUCCUUAACGGCUGCCCUCAAGGCUACAGGGAGCUGAUUGGUCCCAUCAUCAAACUCAAAUUCGAGGAUGCACCUGCCUACAAGGAGAUGGCCAGGGUGCUUGAGAGGGUAAUUUAUGGGUCAAAUAAUCAGUUUCUUAAUUCAUUUUGCAGAUAA